AUGGCGGAAACAGUGGGACGAAGCAUUGCUGCACCAUUGCUGUUCCUGAACCUUGUUAUGUACUUUAUCACCUUGGGAUUUGCUAGUUGGUGUCUUAACAGGUUCAUCAAUGGCCAGUCCUACCAUCCUAGUUUUGGAGGAAAUGGAGCAACAGAGUUCUUCUUGGAGUUUGCCAUUCUAGCUUCUGUUCUUGGAAUAGUCUCAAAAUUCGCAGGUGGCAACCACCUUAGGGUAUGGAGGAACGACAGCCUUGCCGCCGCUGGAUCAUCUUCUCUGGUUGCGUGGGCCGUCACUGCUCUUGCUUUCGGGUUGGCAUGCAAGGAGAUAAACGUAGGAGGACACAGAGGGUGGAGGUUAAAGAUGGUGGAAGCAUUCAUUAUAAUCUUGGCAUUCACGGAGCUGUUGUAUGUAAUGUUGCUGCAUGCCGGUUUGUACAGCAGCAGGUAUGGACCAGGCUACCGUGACGGCGACUAUGGAGUUGGAGGGCAUCAUGCGGAAGAAGGUGUCAUCAAAGGGACCAGAGUUUGA
This is a messenger RNA of Lactuca virosa, 528 nucleotides long. The record is from the annotation of a GenBank genome assembly. Lineage: Eukaryota; Viridiplantae; Streptophyta; Magnoliopsida; Asterales; Asteraceae.